AUGGGGAAUAACCUUAGUUCAACGGUCACAACAAAAGCGCGGAAGAGAUUCAAGUUGUCCAGUAGGUCGAGUGCAGUAUCCCUAGCAACCACAUCAUCGGGAGCAAGUUCAGCGAAAGGUUCAGUCAGAAGUGACGGAUACAACGAUGGAAUUUCAAAAGUGCUCGAUGCAGACAAUGAGUCAUUGUUGGACUAUUUUCAUAUAAUGCAUUACAUGCUUAAAAAUUCUUGGAAUGGAAAUUUCUCCGCACCAGUACAAGAAGCGUUGAAUUCGGGAAUAAAUGUUUUAGAUGUUGGCUGUGGGCCAGGAACAUGGAUACUCGAUAUGGCUAGCACAUUCAUAAGAACAAAUUUUAUCGGAGUCGACAUAUCACCAGCCUACCCCACACAGAUCAAACCAGCAAAUACGCAAUUUUUAACAUGCGACGUGCUUGAGGGACUCCCAUUCGAAGACGGCUUUUUUGAUUUUGUCUAUCUAAGGUUUUUGAAUAAAGCAUUCACCAAAGACGAAUGGCACCAUACGUUGCUAAACGAGUUGAUGAGGGUAACCAAACCUGGUGGAUGGAUUGAAACGAUGGAACAGGGAGUAGAGGUAGUAGAUCCGACGCCUACUCUGGCCGUCACAUGGAAAGCGGGCAGACAACUAUUAGAAGAUAGAGGCGUCUGGGUUGGUCUCGCCCACGAAUUAGAGAAAUUGCUAAGCACUCAUCCACAAACUUUAAAUGUCGUAAGGCAGGAAAUAGAACAUGCGGUUGGUCCAUGGGGAGGCAAAGAUGGAGAAAUCUGGGCUACUCAUCUGAUUCAGUCAUUAGAGGCUGCAGCCCCAUCCCUGAUAGACUGUCUUUCAAUGUCGCCUGAAGAAUUUCGAGUUUUCUCGAAAGAAUACACAAAACAAUUACGUGAUCCCAAAUGUAAAACCAAAACCACUACCUUUAGAGUUUUUUGUCAAAAGAGUGAUAUGAUAUAA
Paraglomus brasilianum is the source of this 966-nucleotide messenger RNA. The record is from the annotation of a GenBank genome assembly. Lineage: Eukaryota; Fungi; Glomeromycota; Glomeromycetes; Paraglomerales; Paraglomeraceae.